Molecule: messenger RNA, 177 nt
Organism: Brugia malayi
Lineage: Eukaryota; Metazoa; Nematoda; Chromadorea; Rhabditida; Onchocercidae
Exons: 3
Coding region: 1-177 (58 amino acids)
Source: RefSeq, a predicted model, not a curated record
AUGUGUAUAGUUUUCACAUUGUAUGAUGAAGCGCAAUUGAUUACAUUAGAUUUGUUGUUUAGCGGAAGCGCAAAUGUAACAAGAAAUGAAAAUGUCAACAAAUUGCCGCAAGGAUUUCUAACAUAUUGGAAUCAAAAUGAUAAAAUUGUGACAGUCCAUUAUCAACUUCGAUUAUAA